AUGGAGAGAAGGCCCAAUGGCGCCGAAAAAUCAAGCAGCAUCAGCCAUGCGAGCUCCACGACCCCUAUCGACGUCGGCGAGAGGCUUUCCAGCAAGGCGAAGCCGAAACCCAAUCCCCUUAAGCUCAAGCCGACGAAGGCCGACAGGAAGGGCGUUGCCAACGCCUUCGAACGUCACAGCCAGGUCCUCCAAGCGCGGGUUAAGCCAUUGCCUACCCAGGCGGGCACCGGCACAUUUUAUGAGACCCCAAGAUGGGGGAAGCUCCGCGACGAUCUUAAGGCGUUGCGGGUUGCGGAUCUUAAGACCUUGAAGAACAUGCUCGUCGCCAAGGUGAAGGGCGAGAAGUUGACGGACGACAAGACCAUGAUCAUGGAGCGCGUCAUUCAGAUGGUCGCAAAUCUGCCCAGCAACUCGAAGCUGCGGACCGAACUGACCAACACUUUCCUGGGGGAACUCUGGUACUCGCUGGAGCACCCACCAUCGCUGUACCUGGGCGACCAGUACAAGUACCGCCAGGCCGAUGGGUCGUACAAUAACAUCAUGUUCCCGCAACUAGGCGCGGCUGGGACUGCAUAUGCCCGGUCUGUUAACGCCAACGUCCUGCGACAGGGCGCCCUUCCCGACCCCAACCUUGUUUACGACUCGGUCAUGAAGCGUAGCGAGUACAAGAAGCACCCGAACAAUGUGUCUAGCAUCCUUUGGUACUGGGCCAGCAUCAUCAUUCACGAUCUGUUCUGGACGGACCAUCGGGAUAUGAACAAGUCCAAGACUUCUUCAUACCUCGAUCUGUCGCCGCUCUACGGCAGCAAUCAGGAGAUGCAAGACAGCAUCCGGACGUUCAAGGACGGAAAGCUGAAGGCCGACUCCUUCGCCGACAAGCGGCUGCUGGGCAUGCCGCCCGGAGUUGGUGUGCUUUUGAUCAUGUUCAACCGCGUCCACAACUACACCUGCGACAACCUCAUCGCCAUCAAUGAGGACGGCAAGUUCACACCACCAUCACCUAGACUGGAGGGUGAGAAGGCCGUGGCUGCCUGGAAGAAAUACGACAACGACCUCUUCCAAACAGCUCGCCUGAUCACCUCGGGCUUGUACAUCAACAUCACUCUCCUUGAUUACGUGCGGAACAUUGUCAAUGAUGACAAGUGGAUCGAGGAAUUCUACUACGAUCUGUUUGGAAAGCCGGGCGACGAAGUGUCUGUCCAGGACCUGAUCAUGGGUUUUGGCAAGUUUGAGGCCAGGAUUCCCGCCGACCCCGCCGAGCGAUCGUUCAACAACUUCAAGAGGGGUCCAAACGGGAAGUUCAGCGACGAUGACCUAGUCGAGUGCAUUACUUCUUCUGUCGAGGACGUUGCUGGGUCAUUUGGCGCGCGGAAUGUGCCCACCUCGAUGCGCGCCAUCGAGAUCCUGGGUAUCAUCCAAGGCCGGAAGUGGAACGUCGCUGGUCUUAACGAGUUCAGGAAGCACUUCGGCCUCAAGCCGUACGAGUCGUUCGAGGACAUCAACUCCGACCCUGGCGUUUCGGAUGCGCUCCGCCGUCUGUACGACCACCCGGAUUUCGUGGAGCUGUACCCUGGCUUGGUUGCCGAGGAGCACAAGGCGCCCAUGGUGCCCGGCGUGGGGAUUGCUCCGACGUACACCAUCUCGCGCGUGGUUCUGUCCGAUGCCGUCUGCCUCGUUCGCGGUGACCGCCAUUACACUGUUGACUACAGCUCCCGUAACCUCACCAACUGGGGUUACCAGGACGCGCAGUACGACCUGAACAUCAACCACGGUUGCGUCUUCUACAAGCUGUUCAUCCGGGCGUUCCCGCAUCACUUCAAGCACAACUCGGUCUACGCGCAUUACCCCAUGGUGGUGCCCUCGGAGAACGAGAAGAUUCUGAAGGACCUCAAGCGUGAUCAUCUCUUCGACUUCACGCGACCCACUCGUAUCUCCCGCGAGACAGAGUGUGGUUCGUUUGAGGGAGCCCAGCGGGUGUUCGCUAACCCUGACAAGUACAAGUCGUCAUGGCACGCCAACCUCAAUGCCCUCGCCCCCAACGGCAAGACUAGGGUCUCGGCCGACUCGACUCACCAGGACCGCCACCGUCAUGAGGUCAACCAGCCGCUGGCUACAGCCGAUCUCGUGGCCCAGGUCAAGUCAUUUUACCGCAUCGCGACGGAGCAGCUGCUUGGACAUGAGAGCUACCACCUCGGUGGCCACAAAAUGGUUGAUGUCGUGCGCGAUGUGGCCAACGUAGCGCCGACCCGCUUUGUUUCCGCUCUCUUCGGCCUUCCCCUGAGGGGCAAGAACUUCAAGGGUAUCUACACGGACCAUGAGCUGUAUGCCGUGCUUUCGACUAUCGCCGAGGCCGUCUUCACGAACCCCGACCCUGUCAGGAAAUUCCCCUUGUUCGAGGCAGCCAAGACGGUCGCCGCCCAGUUAGCCUCCUCGAUCGAGCGCCAAGUCAAGAGCCCCAAGCCGGGAAAGAAUGACCCGCUGAAGGCGUACGGCAUGAACCUCAUCAAGGGUCUGGCCAAGGUCGGGUUGAACAUCCACGACAUUACCUGGGGCCACGUCCUCGUAACUUGCGCUGCCAUCGUUCCGUACCAAGCCAAGCUUUUCGCCGAGGCCGCCGAUUUCUACCUCUCCCCCAAGGGCGAGGCCCAUCUCGAAGCAAUCCGGUCGCUUGCCGCGCAGCCCGCGUCGGAGCAGUCUGACGCCCUGCUCCUGGGCUACGCGCUCGAAGGCGUCCGCCUUUCGGGCUCCACGAAGCUUCACUACGAGGCCACGGCAGCCGACGAGCUCACCGCCGCGGACGGAAGCACCAUCCAAGUUCAGGCCGGCGACCGCAUCGCCGUCACCUCGUCCGCCGGCUCCGACACCGUCGACCCGUCCCGUCCGCGCGAGAGCUACUUGCACAUCACGGCGCUGCCCAACGCGUCCUUCCUGGGCCCCGCGGCACGCGACAUGUCCGAGGCGGCGCUGACCGAGAUGUUCCGCGCGCUCUUCAAGCGGCCCAACCUGCGCCGCGCGCCGGGCCCCCAGGGCGAGCUGAAGCGCGUCGUGGGCGUCAGCGGCGUCGAGGGCGCGGUCGAGUAUCUCCGCGAGGAUUGGGGCUCGAAGGGCCAGUGGCCGGUUACGAUGAAGGUGAUGUGGGAUGAAUGA
Chaetomium globosum CBS 148.51 is the source of this 3147-nucleotide messenger RNA. RefSeq lists its product as uncharacterized. Bases 1 to 3147 code for a protein of 1048 amino acids. The transcript is spliced from 7 exons. NCBI's taxonomy places the organism in Eukaryota, Fungi, Ascomycota, Sordariomycetes, Sordariales, Chaetomiaceae. Gene Ontology annotation, biological process: response to oxidative stress. The record is from RefSeq and is a predicted model, not a curated record. Gene Ontology annotation, molecular function: monooxygenase activity; iron ion binding; oxidoreductase activity, acting on paired donors, with incorporation or reduction of molecular oxygen.